This is a messenger RNA of Lactuca saligna, 1978 nucleotides long. Lineage: Eukaryota; Viridiplantae; Streptophyta; Magnoliopsida; Asterales; Asteraceae. The record is from the annotation of a GenBank genome assembly.
AUGUGUAGCUUUCAUGGAACCCACGAGAAAGCUCGAUUGUCGGAGUUGUUUGAUUUUUUUCUUCCAAUUUUGGAAAUUCUGACGAAAAUCGAUUCUUCGAGCUCAGAAUUCUUACGAUUUACCAGAGACCCAAACACAAAAAAAGAAAUGGGAGCCAAAGUAGAAUCCAAGACAUAUUUCCCAAGUUCAAUGAUAGAUCUCAACAAUGGUUUUCAUAAUGAUAUUUGGAAUCCAUAUCACGAUGAUAAAACUCACAAGAUCUCUGGUCCCACAAACAGUCAACAUUAUAACUACUUUCUAACAACACAAACCAUAGAUGGAUACGCUAAAGAACAGAUUAGGCAAACUAUCUUGAAGCAUGAAUCAAUCUUCAAACAUCAGCUCCAAGAACUUCAUCGCCUGUACAAAAGACAGCAAGAUUUGAUGAAUCUAACGAAAGAAACACGUAUUUUUUCCUCAAGUUUUCCUCAUUUGAGCUCAACUUUUAGACCUUUCAAUUCUAUAAAUGGGAAAAGUCUCGUUGUUCCUGAAAGACGAGUGAUUGACUUACAACUGUCUGCUGAUGAGCAAGAAAUAGGAAUUUUUCAAAAUUUGACCCAAAAAAAACCGUUUAAUAUGGCCGAUUUAAACAAACCGAUUAUUGAUUGCACUUCAUCUGCCAAAAAAACGUUAUUUGGUGUCGAAAUCAACUCGGUUCAUCAAAACCAUUGGCUCGGGUCCUUCGAUUCAGGCAAUUCAAGAUUGAUGACAAAUUCAGAGUGGCAAAACCGUAAUAAACAUGAACAAUCCCUCCCCCUUUGGAUGACCAAAGGAAAAGAAUCAACCGUUCAUCAUAUCAACUUGAAUUCAUUACAGAAUCAUUCUCACCAGUUCUUCAACAAAGCUGACGUGGCAUCAGAUGAUCACGAAACACGCGAAUUCAAGAAAGUAAAACUCGAUGAUUCCCGGACAAUUACCAUGAUUCUUGGUGUCCCGAUUAUUGACACGAAACUUGAAUCGAAUGUAAAACAUGAUAUUGAUUUAAACAUGUCUCUUGAUGAAGAAGAUGCUCCACCUCCGGCGCCGGAAACACCACCUUCGCCCGAAGCUCCGGGACAUAAUUCGCCGGAAAACCCUUCCGCCAUGGAUUCCGAUCUGGAGCUUGUGAACAUCGCAGCAGAAGCUAUUAUCUCAAUUUCAACUUUUCAUCCGCCUGAAAAUCCUGAAAAACCGGUAGAAAGUUUGCUGUGGUUUGUAGAUGUGAUUACGAACGAUUUGGAAUUGGAGAAAAGUUUUGUUGAAAAGAGUGAGGAAAUGGAUUACUUCGAGUACAUGACAUUACAACUUCAAGAUUCGAAAGAAAAUCAUGAUGAUUUCUAUAAACCGGUGAUCAUGGAAGACAAAAAAGAAGAGGAAAACAAUAGUUUGUCGCUAAAAAGAACACCUCGAAAAGGACAAGGAAAAAGGGGGAAACAAAAGAAAGAUUUUCAGAAAGAUAUUUUACCAAAUAUUGUUUCUUUAUCGAGGCGUGAAGUUACAGAAGAUCUUCAGAUAUUUGAAGACGCGUUUUCUGGGACAGGUGUUUUUUGGCAAUCGAGUUUAUCGAAAAGGAAAGGCGGUGGUAGGAGUGGAAGAGGAAGGCGGCGGUCGGUGGCGGCAGAACCCUUGUGCCGCCCACAGCCGCCACCGGAGCAGUGUAGGGAGUUGGCAUUGGAGAAGAGUCUUGGUGGGUGGGGGAGGAGGACGCGGCGGUUGCCGAGGCAACGGUGUUCAAAUGGUGGUAGUCAUUAUCGGUCUCUUGCUUUGAAAUGUUGAGUAGUGGAUCCCCUUUUGUUGUAGUGUUAUUGUUGUAGAUAAUUAUGUGGAACUUUUUAUAUUGUGUCUACUCUACUACAAUUGAUUAAACUUAUCACAAAGUUAUUUUGUUUUGUGUAUUUGGAAGAUAAAUGUCGUUUAGAGUAAUUGGUUUCCUAUACGAUGAUUUAUAUGUGAAAUUCAG